Messenger RNA from Rhinolophus ferrumequinum (greater horseshoe bat), 4406 nucleotides. It is a transcript of the gene CEP76, whose product is annotated as centrosomal protein 76. NCBI's taxonomy places the organism in Eukaryota, Metazoa, Chordata, Mammalia, Chiroptera, Rhinolophidae. The transcript has 12 exons. The coding region runs from base 342 to 2327 and encodes 661 amino acids. The record is from RefSeq and is a predicted model, not a curated record.
GAGCGCGCAUCCAGAGACACUAGCAAGGCAAGGAGUUUGGCUGAGCUGAGGUCACGAGGUGGGGACCCCGAGGGAAGAGGAGUGGGUGGAGUUGACCAGGCAGAGCGGGGGACAGCUCCGAGGCCUGGUUGUCCGCUGCCGUUUGAAAACGACAGUUGGGCGCCGCCGCAGCCACGUCCCCGCCUCACGCUCAGCGCCGGGCUUGAUGCGGCGUCGCGCCCCCGCGGGAGCUGCGCGAGGAAAGUGGUCGCGCCGGCUCUGUGCUCACCCCACACUGACGUUCUGGGGCCGGCUGGGGCACCUGAAGCGAAGGGAAUCCGUGUUGAGGCGCCAGCCCCAGCAUGUCGCUGCCUCCGGAGAAAGCCUCUGAGCUGAAGCAGCUUAUCCACCAGCAGCUGAGCAAGAUGGAUGUCCAUGGCAGAAUAAGAGAAAUCCUUGCUGAGACAAUACGGGAAGAAUUAGCACCUGAUCAACAACAGUUAUCAACAGAAGAUUUGAUCAAAGCUCUUAGACGUCGUGGAAUCAUUGACGAUGUGAUGAAAGAACUUAAUUUUGUUACUGACAGUGUUGAUCAAGAACUUCCUUCCUCUCCAAAACAAUCAGUUUGUUUUACUGAUAAACAAUCAACGUUGUUAAAAAAAACUAAUAUUGAUCCAACACGGAGGUAUCUUUACCUUCAGGUUUUGGGUGGAAAAGCUUUCUUGGAACAUCUGCAAGAACCUGAGCCUUUACCAGGACAAGUUUGUUCAACGUUUACUUUAUGUUUACAUUUUCGAAACCAGCGUUUUCGUUCUAAACCUGUUCCAUGUGCCUGUGAGCCAGAUUUUCACGAUGGCUUUUUACUUGAAGUACACAGAGAAAGCUUAGGUGAUGGAACUAGAAUGGCUGAUUCAACAACAAUGUUAUCAAUAAGUGACCCAAUUCAUAUGGUGCUAAUCAAAACAGACAUAUUUGGUGAGACCACUUUAGUAGCAUCCUAUUUUCUUGAAUGGCGAUCAGUUUUGGGCUCAGAAAAUGGAGUGACCAGUCUUACUGUGGAACUUAUGGGUGUAGGUACAGAAUCAAAAGUUUCUGUGGGAAUUUUAAAUAUAAAACUUGAGAUGUACCCGCCACUCAAUCAAACAUUAUCUCAAGAAGUAGUGAACACACAGCUUGCUUUGGAACGGCAGAAAACUGCAGAGAAAGAGCGAUUAUUUCUUGUAUAUGCUAAGCAGUGGUGGAGAGAAUAUUUGCAAAUUCGACCCUCACACAACUCACGGCUGGUUAAGAUUUUUGCUCAGGAUGAAAAUGGGAUAAAUAGACCAGUCUGUUCCUAUGUUAAACCACUUCGAGCCGGGCGCCUUCUGGAUACUCCAAGGCAAGCAGCAAGAUUUGUUAAUGUCCUUGGCUAUGAAAGAGCCCCUGUUAUUGGAGGAGGAGGUAAACAGGAACAGUGGUGCACUCUGCUCGCUUUUCUCUGUAGAAACAAGGGUGACUGUGAAGAUCAUGCUAACCUUCUGUGCAGCCUUCUUCUUGGAUAUGGAUUAGAAGCCUUUGUCUGUGUUGGGACUAAGGCAAAAGGAGUACCUCAUGCAUGGGUUAUGACUUGUGGCACUGAUGGAACCAUCACUUUUUGGGAGAGUUUAACAGGACACAGGUACAUCCACAAACCUACCAAUCCUGAUGAACCUCCAAUUGCUGAACAGUCCAAACCGUUGUACCCAUACCGAACAAUUGGUUGUGUUUUCAAUCAUCAGAUGUUCCUGGGAAAUUGUCAGCCCUCUGACUCAGUAGAAAUCUGUGUAUUUGAUUUGAAUGAUGAGUCCAAAUGGAAACCCAUGAGUGAAGAAGCAAUUAAAUCUGUGUGUGCUCCAGGUGCUACAACAUCCCUUCCUCCCUUUCCACCUCUAUGUGCAUCCACGAUCGAUGCUUCAGUAACAAGUAAUGAAAUAGAAAUGCAGCUAAGGCUACUAGUGUCAGAACACAGGAAGGAUCUUGGCCUCACUACUGUUUGGGAAGACCAGCUUUCCUAUCUCUUAUCACCAGCUUUGGCUUCUUACGAAUUUGAGCGUACAACAAGUAUAUCUGCGGGCAAUGAAGAAUUUCAAGAUGCUAUACGGAGGGCUGUACCUGAUGGCCACACGUUUAAAGGGUUCCCAAUACAUUUUGUGUAUAGAAAUGCAAGACGUGCAUUUGCCACAUGUCUUCGGUCUCCUUUUUGUGAAGAAAUAAUCUGUUGCCGUGGAGACCAGGUGCGACUGGCAGUUCGAGUCCGAGUAUUUACUUACCCUGAAUCUGCAUGUGCUGUUUGGAUCAUGUUUGCUUGUAAAUAUCGCUCGGUAUUAUAGGCCUAAAAUUUCUAUAAGAAUAUACCUAUGUUUUAUUGGAAUGUUACAUGUUGUAUAUUACUAGUUGCUUAGAGGUUAUUUUAAAAAUCACAGUCUGGCUUGGAUGUUACAUUUCAAUUUUGUAUAUACCUGACUGAUAAUGUUUGAAAAAUAUCAUGAUUUGUGUAUUUAAAAAUUAAGGAUGAAAAACUUGUAUAAAUCUGAGUGGAAUUUAGUAUAAAUUAAGUGUAUAUUCUAUUUUAAUAAAUGCUGCUUUGUUUAUAGCUAUUCAGUAGUUUAAAUAUGAACAUAAACUUCACUCAGUUAUCUUUGUUAAUAGGUAAUCAGAAAGAUAUUUGAAGGUUUGAGCCAUAGUAAACUCAAUAUCAUUGUCACUGAUUAAUGGAAUGAUUAUUUUAUAUAAACUCAGAGAAAUUAAUCUCACACUGGAUUUAUUUAUUACAUAGGUGAAAAGACAGUUUGAUGAAUUAACACUUUUGUGGUUUAUCCAUGGCCAUAGGGUAUUUAUGACUUUCCAGAGGGUUAUGGGAAGACUUAAUGCAAGAGUCUUGUACUUUUCCUAGUCCAGUACUAGGAAAAAACUAGUACUGGAAAAGCAUAAAUAUUAAUAACAACAAACCUCAUAUGAAAGUACGUGAAUAAUUUAUAAAUAUUUGUUAGUUUUAUUAUAAAAAUGAAUUAGGUAUUUUAGAAAGAAAUUUGUCAUACCCUUUUGUUGUUAUACUGAUACAUUUUCUGUAAUUAAUAUUGGUAGUCUGUUGCUGAUUUUCAGUGAUCAAAGGAUUCAUUCCAGCCCCUUCAUCGAUUCCAUUUUCUGAAACCACAUUUUUUUCUUUCUUUUUUUGUUUCAUUGUGAUUAAAAACAUCAGCAUAUAUGUGACUAAUCUAAAUCCGAGAAUCAUUGUGUGAGGCUGCUGAAAACAAGCAUAUCUGAGUGAUUCCAUGCUUAUAUUUAUUUUAAAAUUGAGCAUGUUUUAAAAGUUAAUUUUAAAGUUGAGCAAGUUUUAAAAGUGAGCAAUAAAGUGAGCGUUAAAAAGACUCUACUAUAGCAUUUUUGACUUUUUGUGAGAAGCUACAUAAUCUGAUAGGUUUGACUGUAUUCAGCAUCUCUGUGUACAAUUCUUAAUUCAGUUGCUUCAUCCAUUUGUCUUUAAGAAAGUAACCAUAUACCAGUUGUCUGUGCAAGUUAUUCUUUUCAUUACUUUAAUUCACCAUUGCAGAUAAAAUGAUUUAAUGUUUUUUUAAAAGUUAAAAUCUAGAGAUAUCCUAAAAUUUACUUUUUGUUUUAUUUUUACAUAUAAUAAAUAUUUGAUUUAACUUGUUUUAAAAGUCUGAAAAUAUCCCUCGUCUUACCAAUUUUCAUUGAAAACGAUAGUCAGAUGUUUUUUGUGAGACUGAUAUGACUCCAGAGAAUUAGCAAAAUAAGAAUUAAGACUUUUUUAUUCUGUUGCUAAAAUUACUCAUAAAGCUAUCAAUAGAGAAAAUUGCUUGCUUUUCAACUUUCAGAAGAAGCUGUUUAUGAGGCACAUAUAAAAGGCAGACUAAGAUCAAGUCUGUAUUAUCAUUGGGCUUUGCUUCUUGCCUUACUGCACCAGAGUAACACAUGUAUUUAUAAUGCACCUUUAGUAUACAUUCUAAAAUAAAUUUUCUUUUUAUGCACUUUAAUAGAGUCCGGCAUGAACUAAUAUGUUUCUCUAAUGAUGAUUUAUUUCAAAAGGUUAUUUCAGUGCAUUUAUCACUAGAAUUCUGCUUCUCUUACAAUUUUUCUUUUCAAAAAUUAAAUUUACUUGUAUAUUUACCUCUGUAAUCAAAGUUGUUUUUCUAUUAAAAACAUAAAAUGUUUUUUAUAUAAUGUCUCUAAUGUGUUCUUUUUGACAGUAUGUGCACUAAUGUAGUCUUUUAUACCUAACAUAGGAGAGUAUACUUAGUAGAAGAAUAUCAGAAACCUGGAAACUUCAUUAUUCAAGCAUGAACCUGUUGAAUAAAGCUUAUUAAAUUCAGUUCCAACUAACUGAACAGUCCAAGAGCCUUUAAAUUUUUUUCUAGUAUUGUAGUGUACAUUUUUAGAUAUCAUCUGCA